GGAGGAGGAGGAGGAAGGCGCCGGCCCCCGCUGAGUGCCGCGGCCUUGGAAGCGGUUGGCGGAGAAAGGCGAGGCCCGACGGGGCUCAGCGCCCGGGAAAGGAGCCGAGCGGUUCUUCUGAGUGCAGAAGAGACACUUCAUCGGGUGCUCUGUUCUGCCAGCGGCCUUCCUUGAGUCUGCUCCCCCCUGACUGGUUCCUAAAAUCAUUGGCCACUCACCCAUUCCAGAAGAUCCCGAGGGCUUCUGUCCAUAGUGUGUUUCGUUGGAUUUAUUUGGCCUCAGAAAGAGGAUCCAUGUACACCCCAAGUGGCUCGGUGUUGCCCAGUGGGCGCAGGCGGAGAGGCCAGGAUGGGAGUGCCUUGCCAAAGCAGCCAGAGAGGAGCCUGGCGUCUGCAUUGCCUGGUGCCCUCUCAAUAACUGCCCUGUGUACUGCACUAGCAGAGCCUGCUUGGCUACGGAUUCAUGGGGGCACUUGUUCUCGCCAAGAGCUGGGAGUUGCUGAUGUGCUAGGAUAUGUAGACCCGGAAUUACUUAAAGACUAUUGCAUGAACCCCCAGACAGUGUUGUUGCUUCGGGUUAUUGCUGCCUUCUGCUUCUUGGGAAUCAUCUGCAGCCUUUCAGCUUUCCUGUUGGAUGUAUUUGGACCAAAACACCCUGCACUGAAGAUCACACGACGUUACGCAUUUGCCCACAUCCUCACAGUGCUGCAGUGUGCCACUGUGAUCGGGUUUUGUUAUUGGGCCUCGGAGCUCAUCCUUGCGCAGCAGCAGCAGCACAAAAAGUACCAUGGCUCACAGGUGUAUGUUACCUUUGCCGUUAGCUUUUACCUGGUGGCUGGAGCUGGCGGGGCCUCCAUCCUUGCCACAGCUGCCAACCUACUGCGCCAUUACCCAACUGAAGAGGAAGAGCAGGCAUUGGAGCUCCUCUCGGAGAUGGAAGAGAAUGAACCUUAUCCAGCAGAAUAUGAAGUGAUCAACCAGUUCCAGCCACCUCCAGCAUAUACACCAUAAUGCUACCACUGAACGACUGGGCUGUGGGAAAGAAGGCUUUCUUUUAGCCCAGCUGCAGAUCCUAACUGCACACAAUCACUUGGGACUGCAUUCCCUUGCCUGGAGCCACUCACUGGUGCUUUUCUUUCCCAGGUGGUUCACUCACUUUUAUGACCUCCCAGCCAGGAAGAGAACUCACUUUGGAGCUGCAAACUGAAGCUUUGCUCAUGCUGUGACUUCCAAAGCAGCCCUCUGGGUGAUUUUUCUUUCCCAGCCCCUUGCGUUUCGUACAGCAAGUGACUCAAAGAACUGACUGGUGUGACCCAGCUAUAGGUUUGUGCUUUUUUGUGACUCAGCAAACUUGACCCGGGCAGUCCAGCUACUUGCAGUCACUUGGGUGUCCUCCUGUACAGAGAGGCAAAGCACAGCUACUCCAGGAGAGGUCUUGCCGUGUAUGUGAAAGAGAUGGCAUGUGCAAGCUUGACUUAAGUGUUUGGGAAGACGGGGGGAGGGGUCCACAGUUUUUUUUUUGCAUUGUGAUAAGAUCUUUCACACUAGUAUGCACACUUGUGGUAGUGAGUUCAGCAGUCCUGCACUGUUCAUCCACCCACACUCAGAGGCACUGCCUCUUUGGG
Molecule: messenger RNA, 1624 nt
Organism: Lacerta agilis (Sand lizard)
Lineage: Eukaryota; Metazoa; Chordata; Lepidosauria; Squamata; Lacertidae
Product: transmembrane protein 127
Exons: 4
Coding region: 294-1010 (238 amino acids)
Biological process (GO): negative regulation of cell population proliferation; negative regulation of TOR signaling
Cellular component (GO): membrane
Source: RefSeq, a predicted model, not a curated record